GACAUCAAUUCCUGGAUGGCAGCACGGCUCUAAUUCCACUUCCACGCCGGAUUUCUAAAACAGGGGUGGGGGGGGCUGGCAAAUAGACAACAACACCGGAUUGAGGAAAUUGACGAGGGCAUACUAUGUGCAAAACAAACUUGUUUAAAGCUGACAGGCAUGCAGCCCGAGCUGUUUCAUUCACUGUCCCAUCUAAGAAGAGAACAGCUCCUCCCUAGUGCACAGCAUCCAGCGUGGGCUUCGCUAUCACUUCAAGUCAUGCGUUUGUACGCGAUCCCAGUGUUCCUGAUGAUGGUGUUUGGAGGUGCUGACGCGUGGGGUCCCGGGGGUAAAUACGCCGUCCACUGUCCGGACAGAUGCUCCACCGCGCAGUGCGGCUCGACGCAGCGCUGUAGGCGCACGGUGCUGGAUGACUGCGGGUGCUGUCAGGUCUGUGCUGCGGGACGGGGAGAGCACUGCUACCGCACCGUGUCCGGGAUGCACGGCGUCAAGUGCGGACCGGGACUCUUCUGUGACUUCUACAAGGACGAGGAUGAUUAUGGAGAUGAAUAUGGCAUCUGUAAAGAAUGCAUGUAUGGGACGUACGGAAUGGAAUGUCGGAAAGCAUGCAACUGUAAAGCAGGUGGACUGUGUGACAGAGAGACGGGCGCUUGUCUGUCCUUUAAAUUCUUGGCUAAAAUGGCCAUGCUGAAAUCUCAUUCAAAUGAAGGUAAUGAACUGGGCUCGGGUGACACGAACACUGAAACCAGCAGCAAUCGGUCCUCCGCUCGCAAUUUCCUCCCCCCUCGCUGACAGAAACUCACACUCUUCAGUUUAGUUAGUGUACAUGUAGCAUAAUAUAUUCAAGGAGCAAACGGAUAUAUUUUAAUAUGUUUAAAAGGAAGACGAUAUGUUUUAUUCUGUAUAUUUUACAGAUGUGUAUGCCAGUUAUGUAUUUAUUCCAAAGCAUGUCACCAUG
This is a messenger RNA of Rhinichthys klamathensis goyatoka, 958 nucleotides long. It is a transcript of the gene esm1, whose product is annotated as endothelial cell-specific molecule 1. The transcript has 3 exons. Gene Ontology annotation, cellular component: extracellular region. The record is from RefSeq and is a predicted model, not a curated record. NCBI's taxonomy places the organism in Eukaryota, Metazoa, Chordata, Actinopteri, Cypriniformes, Leuciscidae. Bases 160 to 792 code for a protein of 210 amino acids.